Messenger RNA from Lagenorhynchus albirostris (white-beaked dolphin), 3361 nucleotides. RefSeq names its product coenzyme Q3, methyltransferase (gene COQ3). Gene Ontology annotation, biological process: ubiquinone biosynthetic process. Bases 1016 to 2083 code for a protein of 355 amino acids. NCBI's taxonomy places the organism in Eukaryota, Metazoa, Chordata, Mammalia, Artiodactyla, Delphinidae. The transcript is spliced from 8 exons. Gene Ontology annotation, molecular function: 2-methoxy-6-polyprenyl-1,4-benzoquinol methyltransferase activity. The record is from RefSeq and is a predicted model, not a curated record.
CAUGAAGUAUAAAUAGUAUUUUUAAUUUAUUGAAGUUUCUAAAAUGUGCAAAGCAUGGUUUAGUGGAAAUAGUAUUAGAUUCAUUGGAUUGUCCUGCCUCUGCUGUUUGAUAUACUUUGGGCAAAUCAGUUAAUCACAGUGGAACUCAGUUUCUUCAGCUGUAUAACGGUGGAAUUAGAUUAUCUCUAAGGUCUUAAGUUCUUCAGUUUUAAGUAGAAUUUGGUUGUAAUGUCUAAACCUUAUAUGAGAAAAUGGGCUUAAAAUAACUUAAUAGCCCUUAAAAUAACUCAUGUGUGAUGAGUUACAUUGAUACCAUGAAGGUUUACUAGGUGUCAUCCAUAGAGUUUUCCUAUAAAAACACAUAAAUCUGCCACAUUCUGAUUGUGGUAAUGUUAAGAUAAAAUUAUCUUAAGUUACCAAUUUAUUGAAUAUAUGGAAUUUUGUAAAUACAAAAAUUUACCAGUUAAACCUAAGUGGAUGUAGUAGUGUUAUCAUUUCAAAGAGGUAAAACUGUGUUAGCUAUAAGGGAGCACUUAACCCUUAACUUUAAUGAAAAAAGUUUAUAUAAAAUUGAAUUUCAAAGUAUUAAAUAGAUAUUUAGUUUUAUAGCAAAAUAAACUGUAGACUCUAACACGUUUAUGGGUGAGACCAUGGGGAUGAUCUGAGAAAUAUCUCACAACAGCCAUACAUCGCAUUAUAGCUGCUGUUCCUCCAGUACAACUUGGGUUUAAGUGUCAUUGGAAGAGCCUUUUAUUGAUAUUUGUAGAGAAAAGUACUGCAAGCUAGUUUUGCUUUUCUGAGCCAAACUAGUGGGUAUUUAAGAGGCUUUUGUUUCCUAUUGGUAUUAAGGCAAAUCACUGAUUGCCUUUGUUGAACUGAAAAUGUAGUGGAGAGGCUCUGAAGCCCAGUGAGGGGAAUCAUUCAGAGAAAGUACAUGUAAAUCAAGCUCUUAGAACUUUAAUCAUACUUGCACUUUGCUUUUUCCUGGGAUCUGUCACUCCAGCAGAUAUAACACAUGCUAAAUGUUCUUUUGUGCAGAGCUUUCUGCCUUCAGUUGGAGAGAUGGUCAUGCAUCUUGAGGAGCUCUGAAGACAACUUGAAAAAUCUGCAACCACUCUUAGGAGGAGCUUAUUCAAAAAAUCAGCUCAGUUGGACUCUACAAAUUAAACCAUCGGUUUUCAGUGAAUACAGAAGCAUGUGUUUCAAAUCCUAUAGCAUGACUUUUGCCUGCCUGAAUAGGAUGAAAAGUUACAGGCUCCCUUGGACAAGACCGUACAGUACUUCCCGGACCACUGUAGACAGCAGUGAGGUGAAGACCUUCCUGGCCUUGGCGCACAGGUGGUGGGACGAGCAAGGAGUAUAUGCACCUCUUCACUCUAUGAAUGACCUGAGGGUGCCGUUCAUUAGAGACAAUCUUUUAAAAACAGUUGCUGAUCACCAGCCAGGAAAACCUUUGUCUGGGAUGAAGAUUCUUGAUGUUGGCUGUGGUGGUGGAUUGUUAACGGAGCCUCUAGGGCGGCUUGGGGCUUCAGUUAUUGGAAUUGAUCCUGUGGAUGAGAACAUUAAAACAGCACAGCACCAUAAAUCAUUUGACCCAGUCCUGGAUAAGAGGAUAGAGUACAGAGCAUGUUCCCUGGAAAAGAUUGUGGAAGAAACUGCAGAAACAUUUGAUGCUGUCGUAGCUUCUGAAGUUGUAGAACAUGUGAUUGAUCUAGAAAUGUUUAUACAGUGCUGCUGUCAAGUGUUAAAACCUGGUGGUUCUUUAUUCAUUACUACAAUCAACAAAACACAGCUGUCCUAUGCCUUGGGAAUUGUAUUUUCAGAGCAGAUUGCAGGUAUUGUACCAAAAGGUACUCAUACAUGGGAGAAGUUUGUUUCACCUGAAAAGCUAGAGAGCAUUCUGGAAUCAAACGGUCUGUCAGUUCAAACUGUGGCAGGAAUGCUCUACAACCCCUUCUCAGGUUACUGGCAUUGGAGUAAAAACACCAGCCUUAAUUAUGCAGCUCAUGCCGUGAAAUCCAGCAUGCAGGAACACCCAGCUCCUGCCGAGUUUGCUUUAAAGGAGGAAACAGAAGAGCUCUGAAUUGAAACCUCCACCAACUCAGGGACACUCAACGAGGGCUUCUGUGCUACCGUUGACCUGGAAUACACAAUAUUGAGAGGCAUCAAGUAAAGUUUUAGAGAGACUGCUCGGUAACGAGGCAUAGGAGUAAGUCAUGCUUACUGGAAAUAGUUUUUAAACCUGGAUUGGCAAGGUCCCUGCAAUUCUGUAAAACAUAUUUGUAUAGUUACAGGCUUACAGACAUUGAUCCAAAAAUCUACGAAUCCUAAGAAAAUGUCAAUGGAGAAAUAAAGACAGAAACGAAACCAAAUGAAAGUGUUAGAACAGUCAACACAUAAUUGCUUUCAUUAACUUACAAUGCGACUCUAUUAGAAGGGAGAUUCUUACUUGACUAUUACUAAUGAGAUGCAAAUGACAUGCAAGUCUUCUCUGUAUCAAAAAAAAAAAAAGCCAAAAAUCCUGACACUGAUGGUUUGCAUGAAAAUCAAGCAAAAGAAUUUAUUGUGAGAUCAAUAAACCUCUUGUAUCUCAGCAAGAAAAGGAUGCAGCACAUAUAAACGAGCCACUGUCUAGGAACUAAAAUCCACCAAUUGGAGCCAAAGGAAGAAAAUAUGUUCUCAAGAUGAUGUGAACAGAACUGAGAAUGGGGGUGGAGAGUUACAAAGUAAAUAUCGACUCGAGAUGUUUCCACUCUGAUAGAUUUGAUUUUGUUUCCCGUUGACAGAUGGGACCCAACAGACAUAAAGUCACUGACAUCAUGUAAGAUCUGCACAUGUCUUUCUGACUCUAAAACAGGCUCUGUAUCUGGGGUCCUGAUACAGGCUUCUGAGGUUCUAGGAGCCCCCUGAAAUAGGGAACAAAGUUUUGCGUGUGUGUGUAUUUUUCUGCCGAGAAUGUCCCAUAGCUUUCAUCAGAGUCUCAAAAGUUUCAUGACCCCCCAAAAAGGUUAAAGGUGACUAUAGUUAAAAUACUGCAGUAGGGAAAUAUAGUCUUUACUUGACAGAAUAUGUCAGGAAAAGAAAAAUACGGUCACUGUCUUCUGCUUAUAUUUUGUAAAAGUGAACAUGAAGGGUGUCACUAGCUGUGAAAGGUGAAAACUGGAUCAUGAUUUAAAUUGCCUCUUUUUGGUCAUUCUUUUGAUAUUAAAUUGAAGAGACAUUCUGGGAUUCUGUUUUUAGACUUAGUUUUGUCAGGAUGGGAUGGUAGAAGUCUAGAUUAAUUAACAAUCAGAUUUAUGCAACGUUUAAAGAAUUUCAACUCAUUAAAAAAAAGGAUUGAUUUUAUUAUUUAUGUAUUUAU